This is a messenger RNA of Trametes versicolor FP-101664 SS1, 870 nucleotides long. RefSeq lists its product as uncharacterized. The coding region runs from base 1 to 870 and encodes 289 amino acids. NCBI's taxonomy places the organism in Eukaryota, Fungi, Basidiomycota, Agaricomycetes, Polyporales, Polyporaceae. The transcript is spliced from 10 exons. The record is from RefSeq and is a predicted model, not a curated record.
AUGGGUCCUGCUGCAACGGCGGCCAGGUAUGGCAUCGUGACCUCCGAGGUAGCCUGUUCAGCUACGGCCUUGCUUGUGUGGGACGUGUUGAUCAACCUUGACCGGGAGAUUGAGUAUAUAUGGAGCGGACGAAACGGCUGGGUGAAGUGGACGUUCCUCCUCAUGCGACACGUACCAUAUUUAAUCCAAGGAGCUGUGUUGACCCUGGUCGCAACCGCAGGACACAUCUGGGAAAAUUGGGAAUGUAAAGCUUGGAUCGCAUUCCAGCUAGUGGGAAUAGAGGCCCUCACGAUCAUCGUAGAGGUUGUGUUGAUGGUCCGCGUGUACGCUAUGUACAACCGAGAUCGCGCCGUUCUCGCUCUCAUCAUAUUACUGUUCGUGGCGGAGGUCGCAGCCAUGUGGAGCAUCCUCGCUAUUUCCAUUCCGCAGAUCACAUUCACUUCGCAAUGCUUGGUAACUACCACCCCGAAGCUGUUCCCCGCUUACUGGACGCUCUCACUGGCGUUCGAAACCACACUCUUCGCGCUGACCCUGCUUCGCUUCGCGAGUACGGUCGCUGCGGCCCCAGUACAUCGACAUUCGAUUCUAUUUGUCCUGGUGCGCGACGUGGUCAUGCUCCUUAACACUGUGAUGUACCAGACACAACACAACGCUUUGGCAGGCGUAUGCUAUUUCUGGGAGAUAUCGGUCAUGGCGUUCGCGGGUUCUCAUAUCCUGCUCAACCUACGACAGUUAGCAGUAGAGCCUCGCAGUAGCUGGCAAGACCCGGAUUCAGAAAGCGAGCCGUCGACAUUCGAGAGGAUACCGCUCCCCGAGGUUCGUUUCGCGAGGGACACCGAGAUACAGCCGCUACCGCAGUUGCAUGUGUAG